This is a messenger RNA of Tetrahymena thermophila SB210, 936 nucleotides long. RefSeq names its product kinase domain protein. The transcript has 5 exons. Lineage: Eukaryota; Ciliophora; Oligohymenophorea; Hymenostomatida; Tetrahymenidae. The record is from RefSeq and is a predicted model, not a curated record. The annotation marks the transcript as partial. Gene Ontology annotation, biological process: protein phosphorylation. Gene Ontology annotation, molecular function: ATP binding; protein kinase activity.
AUGAAUAAUAAUAGCUCAAGCAAUUAGGGUUCAAAUCAGUUAAGGAUGCAAUAGCAACAAUCGCAAUAUUAGAUCUAAUAGCCAUAAGGAUCACCUCAAGGUUUUGGAAUGCUACAAUAACAAAACCCAUAAGAAUCAGACAUCGUUUAAACGAAAUUAGUUUCUCAUAUUUAAAAUAGGUUGAAGAUCAAGCAAAUGUAUAAAGACAAAGGUAUUCAGAUGCUAGAUAAGCCAGAACAGAUGAUUUCAGAUAUCUAAGAACCAUAGCUUGACCCUACUUAAAGUUUGGUUUAUAAUAUCAUCAAGGCUGAAUUAUCUGAGAAAGGAUUCUCUGAUUUUAAGUACAUAGGACAGGGAAAGCAAGGCUUGGUCUUUUUAGCAAAAGAGUUAUCCACAAACAGAAGAUUUGCAAUCAAAGGACUUCAUGUCAAAGAUUCUUAGGGGAAAAUCUUUUAAGAAACAUUUGACUAAGCAUAACAAGAAAUAAAUAUGCUCGAAAAGUGUAAAGGUUCUACAUAUGUUGUCAACUUGUUAAAGAAAAUUGAAGGAAAGGAGUUUAUUUACUUAGUUUUGAGUGAGUGUUAAGGAACUCUAAGCGAACUUAUUAAAAAGAGUCCAAACGAAAAACUAAAUGAAUUAUCUGCAAUCAAGUAUGCUAAAGAUAUUGCUGAAGGUCUUUUGCACAUUCAUUCCUAGAAGUGUAUUUCCAAUGAUCUUAAAAUGGAUAAUAUACUAAUUGAUUAUAAUGGAAAUGCUGUAGUUUCUGAUUUAGGAUUGGCAGAUAGUCUCACUAAAACAUCUGGAUACGGAAUGAACCAAUAUUUAGGAAACUUGCUAUUCUAAGCUCCAGAAUGUUAUGAUCCAAAGAAAUUUCAAGAUUAUUCAGAUGAAUAUUAAAAGUUAGGAUUAAACAUAAGCACAAAACCAACUAUUAAG